Molecule: messenger RNA, 2365 nt
Organism: Enhydra lutris kenyoni (northern sea otter)
Lineage: Eukaryota; Metazoa; Chordata; Mammalia; Carnivora; Mustelidae
Product: tetraspanin 32
Source: RefSeq, a predicted model, not a curated record
AUGGCCACCAUGGGGCCCUGGAGUCGGGUCAGGGUCGCCAAAUGCCAGAUGCUGGUCACCAGCUUCUUUGUCUUGGGACAUGCAUCUGGGGCCCCUGCGGUGGACCACUGGCAGGUGGCUGUUUGGGCAGGAUGUCCUGUGGGCCCCACCAGGCAGCACGGGACCGGGGAGCUCCUGGGCUUGUCCGUGGCCACCUUGGCGGCUCUCACCUACUUCGGGGCCCACUUUGCCGUCAUCGGCCACGCAUCCUCAAACGGGACCCCCUACGAGGCCAUGCACCGCUGGGCUUUCUACACCACCAGCAGCCUGGCUGGGCUCCUGGCCCUUGGUGCCGUCCUGGGGGCUGCAGCCACUGUGAGGGAGGCCGGGGGCCUCAUGGCCGGGGGCUUCCUGUGUUUUGCCCUGGUGUUCGGUGCCCUGGUACAGGUGGUCUUCUGGGGAUUCCACAACCCCACCCAGGUGGAGGACGCAGUGCUGGACGUCUACGACCUGGCGUAUGAGCGGGCGGUGCGGAACUUGUCCGGAACCCCGCGGCAGCAGCUGGUGGCCAUUCAGGACACGAACAUCAGGUUGGUGGCGGCACAGUGUGGCGAGGCCCCUGUGGCCACUGGGUCGCAGCCCGGGAGGCAGGGGCCCGCAGCCCUGUCCCUCCCCGCGUUCUUGCAGUUCCUGUGCUGCGGCAAGAGCUCCCCUUUCGGCCUCCUGGGGGACGUGGAGGCCAGUCUGUGUCAGGGACAGCAGGCAGCCGGACAGGACUGCCUGCGGGAGAUCAGGAGCUUCCUGACGAUGCACAGAAACGUCGCCUGCGCCCUGACCGGCACCGGCCUCGCCAUCACAGUAUACGCGAUGCUGCUCAGCUCCUUUCUCUGGUUCGCCAUUCGCUCCGGUGGCAGCUUGGAUCGCAAGGGCAAAUACACCCUGAGCCGGAGGGUGCCUGGCUGCCAGGCCGAGCCCAGCUUCUUCAGACACUCCCAACGUGGCCCCACACUACAGCCCCCGACUGAAGCAGAUGCUGUCCACGGCUGCCUGGGUGCAAGAGGACCCUUGGGGGCCCUCAGCUGCUCCAGGAUGACUGACACCCUUUGAACCAACUGUCCCACCACCUGUGGGCCCACAGAGCCUCUGUCGGCCCAAACGUGAGACUUACAAGGAUGAUGUGAAGUGUUUUCUGCCACAUCGCAGAGGGACGGGGGUGGGGGGGGGGAGCGUGGGAGGAGGCCAGCCCAGAGAAGCAGGCUCUGUUUCAGUGGAUGGAGGGAUCAGGGUCCCUCAUAGACCCUGUGGGGACAGGCUGGGAAGUGGUCAGAACAGAGAAGCCACAGGGCAGGCAGGAACAGACCCUCUGCCCAGUCUCAUGAGGUCAGAGCCCAGGGCUGAGCCGGGCAGGGCUCCCCUCACGCUGCAGUCUCUGGGGAGCACCCCAUCCAGGCUCAGCCAGGCUUUUUGGCAGAACACGGGUCCAUGCAGCUGUGGGACCGAGGACCCCCUCCUUGCCGGCCGUCAGCGGGGAUGGUCUUCUGCUCCAUAAGACCACGUCCUUUGUACAAGAGGCCUUCGUCUCCCAGGCAUCGAGGGCACCCCAGUCCUUAAGCUGAGGACUUCCGACCUCCCUGUCCCUCCAGCGAUGAUGGGGGGCCACUCUGCUUUCAAGGGUCCCUGUGGCUACAUGAGGUCCACGGGGAGCCUCCAUCUCUCGGGCAGAAAUCUCACACUUUCAGGGACACCGUGAUCACAGGUGCCGGGGCUCGAGGCGAGACAUCUGGCGUGAGUGUGGGAGGGUGCUGCGGACACUCCCACUCUCCCGGACACCUGAACCCCCUCUCUAAGUGCCCUGUCCUCAAGGCUGUGCACCCUCCACUAGGAAUCCCAAGCCCCCAGCAAGACCAACAAAGGGGGGGUUCCCUCCAAAACAGAAGGACCGUUCUGUGACAAGCAGCCAAAAAAGUGACUAAGUGACCAGUACCCACCCCUGUCCUCCCGCACACACAUGCACGCACACGCACACACGCCUCCCGAAAGCUAGCAUGUUCCCGCCUAACAGAGCAAGCUGCAGACCUUGUCCCCCUACGAGGACACCUGCAUCUCACGGGUCCUCCACUGGGGGGGGACAGUCCAUCCCCGGCCAUGCGCACCCCGCUCUGGUCCUGUUCUGGCCAGCCUGCCUCUACAGCUCACAGAAUAUGAUUUACAGACCACAGCCCCCGAAGCUGGCAUCCUUUACAGGGCCGCGGUCUUUGCACGGCAGUGGUGGAGCCAGAGGAAAGAAAAGGGGAUGGAGCGAAAUUCUGUCCACCAGCGACUCGGCGGGAUGGGAAUCUCCAGGCGGUUAUUUUAUUUUUUGAUAGAGAUUGAGAGAGGGACCACA